Messenger RNA from Epinephelus moara (kelp grouper), 3823 nucleotides. It is a transcript of the gene gucy1a2, whose product is annotated as guanylate cyclase 1, soluble, alpha 2. Gene Ontology annotation, cellular component: guanylate cyclase complex, soluble. Gene Ontology annotation, biological process: response to oxygen levels; cGMP biosynthetic process. The coding region runs from base 1014 to 3419 and encodes 801 amino acids. The transcript has 9 exons. Gene Ontology annotation, molecular function: guanylate cyclase activity; heme binding. NCBI's taxonomy places the organism in Eukaryota, Metazoa, Chordata, Actinopteri, Perciformes, Serranidae. The record is from RefSeq and is a predicted model, not a curated record.
GUGUUUCUCCAUCUCGCGCACCUCCACUUGCAGCCACCUCUUCGCCCCGCACUCCCAGCGACGACCCCAAAAAGAGAGGAGACGAGACCAAAGCAAAGCGCAGCGGUGACGGAAUAUAAAGUGGAAGAUGGAGGAAUGAUGAGAGGACGGUGUUCUGGGAGACAGACAGGAGAACCGCUGUCGCAGAGGACGAGGAGGAGGAGGAGGAGGAGAAGGGACGGAGGAGAGAGGGAAGCAGUCACAUCUGCCGUGACUUUGGGGAUUUCUCUCCGGCAAAGUGGGGAGAAAAGGGGGAGACGCCACAUUCUUCGGAUGCCAAAAAUUCACCGUGCGUGAGAGGAAUCAUUAACAUGUGUCGGAAUUACCAUUGUGGACCAAAAUGUCGAUUGUGGCGACCUUUUGUCGUUUUUCUCUUCUGCAAUUUCGUAAGUUAAUGUAACGUCUGCUUUGACAUAGUUGCGCGCGAGCCCACUGUAUGUCAGCUUUGAAUAAUACUGUUGCCAGGGCUGUUUAUUUUUAUGUUUUAUAUUUGAAGCAUCCUUUGGAAAGUGUUUGGCCUCCCAGGGUGAUUUGUUUUGGGGGUAAAGGAGGACAGUUUUAGGAGGCGAGACCCCCACCUGCUCAUCCCCCCUUACAUAAAUGUUUGCGUGCCGUUAGUGCUCUCGCUCUCGGUCGACCCCCCCUCUCCCUCUGAAUAGGUUGCUGAGUCUCACACGCAGACAGACGCAUCUCACAGGCCUGUGCACACAUAGACACAGAAGGACCUGGACAUCAUCUCACGCGCACGCAAACACACAUAUCUCAUAUGCAUACAUAAUUACACAGACAGACCUCACCCCCUUCUCCUCCUCACCCACCCAACCCUCUCUCACCCCCCACUAUCUGAUGACUUCCCGGCGUAGAGGUGGACGUGGUACGGAACCGACUGUAGCAUCAUCACCAUCCUCAACACCACCACUGUCAUCACCACCACCAUCCUCCUCCUCCUCCUGCUCCUCUUCCUCACUACCACCAUGUCCUCGUCGUCGCGCAAGAUCUCCUCCGAGUCGUUCAGCAGCUCGGUGGGCUCGGACUGCGGGCUGGAGAGCCCAGGGGGAGACGGAGGGGACGGCGGGCUGGAGCCGGCGGAGGAGAGCCGAGGCUGCCCCUUCUCCUCCUUCCACUCCUCCCACAGAGCGGUGCUCUGGAACGGCCGCAGCCCCGCUGAGAGGUCGGCGUGCCCGGCGGGCGAGGAGCAGCAAGGGCCCCACAAGAGGGUCACCAGGAGGAGACGGGUGAACCUGGACUCGCUGGGGGAGAGCCUCAGGCGGCUGACCUCACCCACGACACAGACUGUUCAGGAGGCUCUACAGCGAACGCUACACUUCUACAGACAACAAGAGAUCAGGUGUCAGGAAGUCGGCAGUGAGGAGAGGCGAAGAGAGAAGAACGAGGAGAAGUGCCCGUUUCUAGAAAAUUCUGGUUCAGAAGAAGAUGUCCUACAAAUCCUGCAGUACAUGGCCACCAUACUGGGAGUGCCAUUCUGUGAGCUGCGAGAGCAUUUUGGAGAGGAGUUCUUCGGCCUCUGCUUUGAAGAAAAUGAAAGAGUGCUGCGGGCUGUGGGCGGCAACCUCCAGGACUUCUUCAAUGGCUUUGACGCCAUUUUGGAACACAUUCGCACCUCCACGGGGCGCCGUGCCUCAUCAGAGAGCCCCUCCUUCCAGUGCAAGGAUCCCUAUGAAGAGGAGACGGGGAGAAGAAAAUUGGACAAAGUUGGAGAGAGAGAUGGAAAAGGGAAGGUGUUGCUUCUUCAUUGUUUCAACCCUGCCCCUGUUGUUGGAUUGGUCAUGCCGGGGUUAAUCAAAGCUGUUGCCAAGCGGAUCUUUCAUUCAGAAGUUGAGGUGGAAGAGGUGCCACCUCUAACUCCCUUAUUGCCUAAUGAAGAUACAGAACACACAGACGGUGACUCCACAACCCCCACCCCGACUGCGUCCCCCACUGCCUCACCCUCCUCGUCCCCUUCCCCUCCCUCUCCUUUUCCAACCUCUGUUCCCGCAGUUUGCUUGUCCUUCCAAAUCCAGGAGACGAGCCCCCCUUCCCUCUCCUCCCUCCCAAAUUCUGCCUCGGUGAGCACUAAACGCCCCCCACUCUCACUCUCCACCAACCCCAGUGAUCUGCGCAUAGGCCUGGCGACGUUUUGCCGUGCCUUUCCAUUUCACCUUGUCCUGGGGCCUUGCAUGGAGCUACUGCAGCUUGGAGAAGGAUUGAGGAAACAGACUCGCAUUGAAUCUCACCGGGGCCUCUCGUUCAAGGACUUUUUUGAGAUUGUCUCACCCAAGAUGGAUCCUUCGUUCCAGGGCAUCCUGCUGAGGCUUGCAUCCCCAUUUACCAUCCGUACCAGGCCUGAUACCACACAAGCUGGCACCAAGGAGAAGGUCAUGGAGUUGAAGGGUCAAAUGAUCCAUGUGCCCGAGUCCUGCUCCCUGAUGUUCCUGGGCUCGCCUCGUGUUGAUAAGCUGGAGGAGCUGAUGGGCAGGGGCCUCCAUCUGUCAGAUAUCCCCAUCCACGAUGCCACACGGGACGUUAUCCUGGUGGGGGAGCAGGCCAAGGCCCAGGAUGGACUAAAGAAGAGAAUGGACAAACUUAAGGCCACAUUAGAGCGGACUCACCAGGCGCUGGAGGAGGAAAAGAGGAGAACCGUGGAUCUCCUUUAUUCCAUAUUUCCAGGUGAUGUGGCACAGAAACUGUGGCAGGGCCAGCCAGUGCCUGCUCGCAAAUUCGAUGACGUCACGAUGCUGUUCUCAGACAUCGUGGGUUUUACUGCUGUGUGUGCCCAGUGUACACCCAUGCAGGUCAUCUCCAUGCUGAAUGAGCUUUACACACGAUUCGACUACCAGUGUGGCAUUCUGGAUGUUUAUAAGAUUGAAACAAUAGGCGAUGCCUAUUGUGUGGCAGGAGGACUUCACAAGAAGGUUGAUAGUCAUGCGAAGCCAAUUGCACACAUGGCUCUGAAGAUGAUGGAGCUUUCCGAGGAAGUGCUGACGCCUGAUGGGAAACCUAUCAAGCUAAGGAUAGGUAUCCACACGGGUUCGGUGCUGGCAGGUGUGGUCGGGGUUAAAAUGCCACGUUAUUGCCUGUUUGGGAACAACGUGACGCUCGCCAGCAAGUUUGAAUCGGGGAGCCAUCCGAGGUGUAUCAAUGUUAGUCCCACAACUUACCUGUUGCUGAAGGAUGACCGCUCUUUUUCGUUUGUCCCUCGCUCACGGCUAGAGCUACCAGAGAAUUUUCCCAAAGAGAUCCCAGGGACAUGUUACUUCCUGGAGGCGGGGACAUCUCACAGCCACGCCUCAUUGACCAGCUCUCGCUCCGCUCCCCCGGCCUCUAUGAGGAAAGUCUCCUACAGCAUUGGGACCAUGUUUCUAAGAGAAACAAGUUUGUAGGUCCCACACACGGACUAGGAUACACACUUAUGAUGUGAGAGGCUGAAUUUGAACCUGUGAGACAUGCAGGGAACAGAUCACGCGGCUCUUUGGAUAUGCAAAUGCAUUCUGUGAAAACUUGGAUUCAGACCUAUGGGAAGUCCUAUAUGAAUGAAACUUAAAAAAAAUACUCUCAUCAUAGAUGAAAAAGAACAACACGCCCUCAUCUCCCCUGAGCAAAGGAGAUAUGGUUCAAAAGACUUGAGGAACAGCAACUAUGCUCAUCUAACGUGGACCCUUCCCCAAGGAUGUGUACUAAUGGGGUCAAUUAGCAGAGAAACCGUAAUAUAAAACUUAGUUAUCUAGCUGGAUUCCUCAGCUCCAUACCUGGUUUCUAGUUCUCUCCAGUUGUCCUCUUUCAAAAA